AUGUUCCACGGUCCCACGCACAGCCACGGGAAGGUUAGAGAGGACGAGAAGGUGGUACGUGGUAGUGAGCGCACGGGCAUCAUGUGCGACCCGCGCCUUUCCCUUCGGACACUCCUCGUCCCCCUCCCCCGUCCUCCUCUCCGCUUUCCCCGUCCGCCAGUGCGCCAGUGGGGCAUGCCCACGGACCUGGCAGCGGUGGCGCUACUGGCGCAGGCGACUUUUGAGGCGACUCAAAAGUCACAUGGCAGCCGUGGCUCUACGGGCGCAGGUGGCGGACGACUAAGUAUUCAGAGGGGCGGGCUGCAACUGAGGGACACCGUCAACGCCGUCAUUCGCCAGCGCCGGUUCAAUGAGGCCAUCAUGUGUUUGCGUCCGCAGCGGCAGUCCUCAUCUCCUCUCAUUUCCUCCUUGUUCCGCCCUCUCUCCCGCCUCUCCCACCCUCUCCCCCCCUCUCCCGCCCUCUCCUCCCCUCUCCCCCCCUCUUCCCCCUCUCCCCCCAUCUCCCCCCCUUUCCCCCCCCUCUUCCCCUCUCUUCCCCCCACGCAGGCAGAGGCGGUUCAACGAGGCAAUAACGUGUCUGCGCCCGCAGCAGCGCUUCUCCCAGCUGCUGGAAGAAAUGAAGGGUGGCAACUUCACCGCCCACUCCCCCUCUCACUCCCUCUUCCAAUUCCCCACUUCAUCUCCCUCUCAUUCCCCUCUCCCCCCUCACUCCCCCUCUCACUCCCCCUCUUGCUCUCCCUCUCACUCUCCCUCUCAUGCCUGCUCGCCCUCCCGCCCUCGCCGCUCAAGACGCUGUGGUUGCCCUCCACUCGCAUCUCUUGUGCACACCGUACCGCCGCACGCUAG
Messenger RNA from Closterium sp. NIES-65, 846 nucleotides. NCBI's taxonomy places the organism in Eukaryota, Viridiplantae, Streptophyta, Zygnematophyceae, Desmidiales, Closteriaceae. The record is from the annotation of a GenBank genome assembly.